Mucor mucedo is the source of this 1485-nucleotide messenger RNA. RefSeq lists its product as uncharacterized. Gene Ontology annotation, cellular component: Golgi apparatus; COG complex. Bases 1 to 1485 code for a protein of 494 amino acids. The record is from RefSeq and is a predicted model, not a curated record. Gene Ontology annotation, biological process: intra-Golgi vesicle-mediated transport. Lineage: Eukaryota; Fungi; Mucoromycota; Mucoromycetes; Mucorales; Mucoraceae. The transcript is spliced from 4 exons.
AUGCGAUUUAGUUUGAUUCGAGAUAUGAUUGGUUGUUACACCAAGGGCAUGGACAGUACAAAUAAUCGUGCCACGCAUCAGUUAAGGGAGGCUACAUUGAUUAUCAAGCGUACGUUACAACAGAUUUAUGAGGUGUUCUUUUCAAAAGAGGGACAUACAAUGGCUCUUAUUGAAUCGUAUGUCACUACCUUCCAAAAGACUUUUUUGAUACCUGCUCACAAAAGCCAUGGUAAUGAGACACCUAGCCAAUCCGCUAUCACACGUCUCUUUUCGCCAAGUUCCAAUGUACAUCUAAUUGUUCGAUAUUUACCCGACUCUCUCCAGAACUACCUUCCCGAUUUUGACCCUAUGCCUCAUCUCACAGAAGACGAUGUGCAAAAGUUAGCAAAAAUGUGGAUCGAGCAAAUUGAAUCACUUUUUAAGGAAAAACUUCAUGAUAUCCUUUCACCGAUCCAAAACCAAGUUGAACUCAUUCAGGUACGACAGAAACUGUGGGAUUUAUUGGAUGAGGAUGAAAACACAAAGAAAACAGCAUGGCAAAAAGCCGCACAAAACUUACUUGGAUCUCAUUAUUCGAUAUGGGAUGGUCUCUACAGAGAAGGAUUUAACUAUAGUUUUAAAUCAGUCAUAGAUAAAGCCUUAAAUGAGCUAUCGAAUCAGCCCAAUGCGAUUAUUUGGCCACUUGUUACAGAUCCUGUCAAGUUGCAACAAACUAAAAAGGAUUUCUUUGUCCCAAUGCACAUAUGGCCAGGUGCCGAUGCAAAGCAACAGAGUGCAUUUACUCUACCAAACUUUGCAUCCUCCAAAGAGAUCGAAACCUUCAAGGCGUCGUUAAAAGAGACUGCAAAUGACCGCACAGAAACCCUUUGUAAACUCCAAACGUCGUUUGAUUCUUGUUUGGCAAAAAUUAGAAUAGAUGUGCAAGCACAUCUUAUCCAUUUCGAUCAUGACAAUUUUCAUGUAAAAAGUGAUACAGAUAUGAUCAAAUCGUACUUCCAGGAUAAUUGUUAUGAGGCUGCGCUAAAGUAUUCUGCAAAUGUGAAUACACUUAUCGGUAAAGUGACGUUAUGGACAGAUAAAAAGAAGAGAAAUGAACUGUCAAUAUUUUUGGGUAGACUCACGCGGAAUAUUGCGCUCCUCUCUAAAGAAUUACCCAAGUCCUUGUUAUUAUCUGCCGAAACAACGCCCAUCUUUGAACUACGUAGCAGAAUUAACAAAGAUCCCAACUAUACUACCAUUCAAACAGACUUAAUACGCACUUUCCAUCAGGCACAUGACCUCUGGAUCGACUGGUUAGAAAAAGAAUUUGCCCAAAAAUUACGAAUUAUUUUGGCAACGACAAAUUGGAAUGACCAGUGUGCUUCAAUUUCUAUAUGGGAGAGUAAGACACAUAUAUACAAAUACAAACAACAUGUUUCUCAUUGUUUCAUUAGAUAUAGAAGAAGAUAUCAGAUUACCAACACAAGCAACCAAUGCAACUGUUAG